Thalassophryne amazonica is the source of this 1138-nucleotide messenger RNA. RefSeq names its product TruB pseudouridine (psi) synthase family member 2 (gene trub2). Gene Ontology annotation, molecular function: RNA binding; pseudouridine synthase activity. Bases 114 to 1109 code for a protein of 331 amino acids. Gene Ontology annotation, biological process: RNA processing; pseudouridine synthesis. The record is from RefSeq and is a predicted model, not a curated record. NCBI's taxonomy places the organism in Eukaryota, Metazoa, Chordata, Actinopteri, Batrachoidiformes, Batrachoididae. The transcript is spliced from 8 exons.
UUAACGUGCUGUUUAGCAAAGAUACGCUAGUGUGGCGUGAGAUGGAAUUAGCGUAGGUUGUUAUGAAUAUGCUUUGAAAUUUACAGAAUUGUCCAAAAUUAUUUGAAAUAGUAAUGGCAACUGCAGCUGUUAGGACCUUUCACAGGCUAGAGGGUUUGUUUUGUGUCUACAAGCCUGCCGGCGUCCACUGGAAGCUGGUACGAGACACGGUGGAAACAAAUCUUCUCAAAGCUUUAAAUGCAGCACCACUGCAGCCUCUUCCUCAGGCAGUCCGCUUCUUGACGCACCCAGAGAGUGGGACUGAAGAACCCAAAGGACUCACGGUGUCUGCAGUCUCUGUACCUGUACUGGCCAAACACCCUCUAGUGACUGGACCCGAAUUUCAACAUAUACGAGUUGGAGUAGGACAUCGUCUGGAUGCGUUUUCAUCUGGUGUUCUAAUUCUUGGAGUUGGGAAAGCAAACAAGGGUUUGAAUGAGCUUCACCACAAACCAGUUACAAGGGAUUACACAUUGGAGGGUGAAUUUGGAAUGGCGACAGAUGAUUUCUCUCACAUUGGCAGAGUUGUGGAAAGAACCACAUAUGACCACAUUACACGGGAUAAACUGGAUAGAAUCUUGGCCGUGUUGCAGGGAGCCAAUCAGAAGGCUCUACUAACGUAUUCCGGCGUAGAUAUGCACUCACAGGAAGCGUAUGAGAUGGCAGCGCAAGGUUUACUGGGUCCACAGGGGAAAUCGGAGCCUAUUCUGAGGGGCCUCCGUUGCAUUCGCUUUGAGCCUCCUAACUUCGCGCUAGAAGUCCAGUGUUUUAAUGAAACGCAGAAAUAUUUGAGGAAAGUUGUGCAUGAGAUUGGACUUGAGCUGCGCAGCACAGCCGUGUGUAAAGGUGUGAGACGGACCAGAGACGGCGCCUUUUCUCUGAAGGAUGCCCUGACCCAUCACUGCUGGACUGCUUCUGCUGUCAUGCAGGCCAUUCAACAGUACCGCUCAUCUAAUAAAAUAAAAAAGUCUCAUGCACGGGUGAAGAGCACAACAUUACCGCUUCAAGUAGAGGACAACCUGAAAGCCCAUCAGCAAAAUGAAAGAUGCACUGAAGGAGCGGUUGAAUAGAAUAAAUUCUGUUUUGGAGGAACAGUGAA